AUGGGAGGAGGAGGGGUCAAGUGCCCCCCAGAGCCCUGCGGACAGGGCACGGGGUCAAUGGCUAUUAGGCCCCGCCAAAGAGACCUUGAAGUAGCUUAGGUAGGCCCCUUAGUCCGGCAUGCCGAGUUAAGUUAGUGUUUCGCCCUCCACCAUGGAAGUCUGCUGGCUUGAAAGCUUUGGGCAGGGCUUGGGUUCGGCUACGUAAGACGCAUCCUAAGAACAGGUCUGGGGCUCUCGGUCAUGAGCUCCCAAGAGACCCCACAAGGUCGGAGAUUUCCCAUAGAGGCAGGAGACUCUCCCAGCCUGGCGACGGCCCCCGAAACACAGGAGCCAGUUGCACCUGAGCGCCCUGGAAGCAGGCAGCUGCGAAGAUGCCCCGGGUGCCACUGCCUGACCUUGCCCAACGUCCCCAUUGACGUCUACAUUGCCAUGGGAGGCAGCCACCGGCCACGGACCACCUGAGGCUCCCCCGGCACGAGAGGCCACGGCGGCCGCCCCCCUUGGGAACACGCGGACGGACAGACGAGGGGCGGCCGCACAGCAAGCCACACAAAACAGCGACCCACAUUUUAAUAAAAGGACACCUUAAAAUGUU
Molecule: messenger RNA, 595 nt
Organism: Anolis carolinensis (green anole)
Lineage: Eukaryota; Metazoa; Chordata; Lepidosauria; Squamata; Anolidae
Gene: fam229a
Product: family with sequence similarity 229 member A
Exons: 3
Coding region: 241-462 (73 amino acids)
Source: RefSeq, a predicted model, not a curated record